Molecule: messenger RNA, 5376 nt
Organism: Prunus avium (sweet cherry)
Lineage: Eukaryota; Viridiplantae; Streptophyta; Magnoliopsida; Rosales; Rosaceae
Source: RefSeq, a predicted model, not a curated record
AUGCCAUUUCUACUCCUUGUCACACUCGAUCCAGCGAAACCCUAAACAUUUGAGGGGCUUUGAUUUUUUCCGUCAUUCCGCCUCUGCCUCUCUCAGUGAGUCUCUCUCAUUCUCAACUUCCUCUCCCCAAAUCCGCUGCCAACUUCUUUCAGAUUUCUCUAUCGGUCUCUCUCAGCCGCUCGCGAUCUCUCUCUCUCUCUCUCGCAGCCGCUCUGUCGCUCUCUCCCAGAUUUGCAAAACCUGGUUGUAUGACAUUCUGAGUGUGCUCUUCAUCAAUUCGUGGGUCUUUCUUGAUUUUUAGAUUUCUGCAUAUUUGUCUUUUGGUUUUUAUGUUUUAUGCUUAUUUGACUUUGAGAAUUCCCAGGCUCAUGUAUGUGUACUGGUUUCGAUGAUAGAGCAUAAUAUAGGUUUCGAUCUGUGUGGCAGAUCUGUUUCAUUUUUCUGUCUAGUGCAGACACUCACUGAUAUCUUGUGCAACCAGCUUGAAAAAGAUGAGCUUAAACUGAACUCAAAGGUUUUGUCACUAUCUUACAGUCAGGGUGGGAACUGUGCAGUGCAUUAGGAAAUUGGUCAGUUUUCCGUGUUGUUGAUGAUGACAAGCAUUCACAAACUCAUGAAGAAACAUGGUGGUAAAGCAUGGAGAUUACUAUUGAAGAUUUGAAUGCUUCUCAAUCAAGACUAAUAUUGAAAAUUAUGCCAGAGAUUGUGCUAAUUUGAUUUGAGGAGUAUAAAACUCGUGGAAUUUGAUUUCUAUAUGUAAUGGAAAUUUACUUGUUUUGAUUUGAAUUUUCUUUUAACUUUGUAAAUAUGCAGACGAUGAUUGAGAUUACUCUCACAGGCUGCUAUGUACUGUAACAAUGAUUUCCGUGGAUUUGGACAUAAACCGACCCCUGGUUUUGGUUGCUUCCAGAAAUUUACCGUGUGCCCACGCUGAUCUUCCACGCUCUCUCUGCCUCUCUCCACGUCCAUAACGUGUUGGCAGGAACGUAGUUCAAUAACAUAUUCAUCUGCUGCUCAAGGCAAAACCACUGCCCAUAAAAAAAUAAUUAAUUAAUGGAAGGCAGUACCAAUUUGUAGUUGGUCUGAUCUGAACCAGUAUCAAUUAAUGGAUGCCAGGAAAGCCCAUAAAGCCUCCUCUUCAUCCUCCUCAUCAAAACGUUGGCAGUACCAAGUGUUCUUGAGCUUCAGAGGUGAAGACACGCGCAAGGGCUUCACAGGCCACCUCCACGCCGCAUUAUCUGAUGCUGGAAUCCGCGCCUUUCUUGACGACAACGAGCUAAAAAGAGCGGAAUUUAUAAAAACCCAACUGGAGCAGGCAAUCGACGGGUCCAUGAUCUCCAUAAUUGUCUUCUCCAAGAGUUAUGCCGAUUCCAGUUGGUGUCUUGACGAGCUGGUGAAGAUAAUGGAGUGCAGAGAAAGAUUGGGUGAACAGGUUAUUCCAUUGUUCUAUAAUGUUGAUGCCUCAGAUGUCCGGAAACAAACUGGUUGUUUUGCACAAGCAUUUGAGAAACAUGAAGCGGGCAAACAUGUGGAAGAAAAGGUACAGCGGUGGAGAAAUGCUCUCACUCAAGCUGCAGAUUUGUGUGGGGAAGAUCUUAAAAAUGCUGAUGGGCAUGAAGCAAAGUUUAUCAAGAAAAUUCUUGGGGAGGUUAAUAAGCAGUUGUACAGGAAAUACCAAUUAGACAUCGAACACCUUGUUGGAAUUACUUCUCGGAUGAAGGUUUUGAGUGAUCACUUAGAUAUUGAAAAUUCAGGUUCUAAGGAUGUUGUUCGCAUGAUUGGUAUUUGGGGGAUGGGCGGCAUUGGGAAAACAACGCUUGCCAAAGCCAUUUAUAACAAAUUUGAAGGUAGCUUUGAAGGUAGGAGUUUCCUUGCAAACGUGAGGGAAGUAAUUGCAAACCAACGCAGUAAUGGUCUGGUUGGUUUGCAAGAAAAACUUCUAAAUGAUAUCUUGAAAAGCAAGGACCCCAUAAAGGUUGAUUCUGUUGAUGUAGGAAUCACUGUGAUACAAGAAAGACUUCACUGUAAAAGAGCACUUGUCAUAAUUGACGAUGUAGAUGAAGUACAGAAGCUAAAAGCAAUAGCUAGAAAACGUGAUUGGUUUGGUCCUGGAAGUAGAAUUAUUAUAACAACAAGAGAUAAACAUUUGCUGGAGCAAAUUGGAGUGGAUAGCACAUAUCCCGCUGAAGAAAUGGAUGAAAAAGAAGCUCUUGAGCUCUUUGGUUGGCAUGUCUUUGAAAGUGGUUAUCCUAGUCAAGAAUAUCUUGACCUCUCAAAACGUGUAAUUCGUUACUGUCGAGGCUUGCCUCUAGCACUUGAAGUUGUAGGGUCUUUUCUGAUUAAAAGACCCACAGCGGAGUGGGAAAGCCAUUUGGAGAAAUUGGAAAGAAGUCCUGAUGGAGAUAUUCAAAAAAUACUCAGAAUAAGCUUUGAUGGGCUACCUGAUCAGGAAAAGAGAGAGAUAUUCCUUGAUAUAUCUUGUUUCUUUAUUGGAAUGGACAGGUACUAUGUCACACAAAUAUUAGAUGGAUGUGGCUUUUCUGCAACGAUGGGAAUCAGUGUCCUCAUUGAACGGUGCCUUGUAACUGUUAGUGAGGAAAACGAGCUGAUGAUGCAUGAUUUGCUUCGAGACAUGGGAAGAGAGAUCGUUCGUGAAAAAUCCCCCGGUCGUCCUGAAAAAUUUAGUAGAUUGUGGAAAUGUGAAGACGUAACAGAUGUAUUGAGCGAUGAAUCUGGAACUAAAAAAAUUGAAGGAGUUGCUCUACAUUCGGAUGGAGAUUGGGAUCUAGAUUCGACUAGAUUCAGUGCACAAGCAUUUACCAACAUGAAAAAACUGAGGUUACUCCGCCUCAGCAACGUAGAGCUCACUGGAGAGUACAAAGAUUUUCCCAAAAAUUUAAUAUGGUUGUGCUGGAAAUAUUUUCCUUUAGAGUCCAUACCAGAUGACUUUCCUAUGCAACCAAAACUAGUUGCUUUAGACCUGCAGGAUAGCGAACUCGAAAUAGUUUGGAAGGAUUGCAAGUUGCAUCAGAAUUUGAAAAUCCUUAAUCUCAGUCAUUCCUAUCAGCUAACAAAAUCACCAGACUUUUCAAAACUCCCAAAUCUCGAGGAAUUGAUAUUGGAAGGCUGUGUGAGUUUGUCUGAGGUUCACUCAUCCAUCGGGGAUCUUGGAAGACUUUCUUCGGUAAAUCUAGAACGCUGCGAAAUGCUAAAGGAUCUCCCACUGAAUUUCUAUAAAUCCAAGUCUAUUGAAACUCUUCUACUUAAUGGUUGUCUAAGUUUUGAAAAGUUGGCUGAGGGCUUAGGGGACAUGGUAUCAUUGACAACUCUGAAAGCGGAUUACACAGCCAUAAGACAAAUACCAUCGUCCAUAUUAAAAUUGAAGAAACUGGAAGUUUUAUCUUUAUGUCAUGUGGAAGGGUCGCCAUCAACAAAUCUUUUGCCUCCAUUGCAAAGUUUAAGCUCUUUAAGAAAAUUAGCUCUUGCUGAGGAUCUCGGUAGCCUAAUUUCCUUAGAUCUUGGAGAAAAUGAUUUUUGCAGCCUACCAAGCCUCAGUCGUCUUUCACAGCUUCAAGAUUUGUCUUUAAAUAAGUGCAAAAAUGUUCGUGCAAUCCCAGAUUUACCAACAAAUUUGAAAGUCUUACGAGCAGGUGGCUGCAUUGCCCUGGAAAAAAUGCCAGAUUUUUCAGAAAUGUCAAAUAUAAGAGAAUUGUAUCUAAGUGAUUCGGUCAAACUCACUGAGAUUCCAGGCCUGGAUAAGUCAUUAAACUCCGUGACAAGGAUUCAUAUGGAGAAGUGCACUAAUCUCACCGCCGAUUUUAAAAAGAACAUCCUACAGGGAUGGACUUCUUGCGGAUAUGGUGGCAUUUUUCUCAGUGGAAAUGAUAUUCCUAAUUGGUUCCACUAUGUCCAUGACGAUGAUAUUCUGUAUUUCACUGUGCCUCAAAGUGUUGGUCGUAAUUUGAAAGGGUUAACUUUGUUCUUCGUUUACUCUUCAUGCAUGGACUCUCCAUUCGUUUGCAUUAGCAUUAAAAACAUGACCAAGGGUACUGAGCUUGACGCAAGGAUCAUACACGAUUGUCGCAUUGAGGGUAGGGACAGUUGUCUUUGGCAGGGACAGUUAUCAAAUGACGAGCUCAAAUUGCAAGACGGUGAUAAAGUGUUGAUUGAAAUAAUAGUGAACAGUGAUGAUUGGGUGAAGGUGAAGAAAACAGGUUUUAGUCUGGUAUGGGACAAAUUUAUGAACGAAAAUAUGAUUGAUUACCAUCUUUGUGCGUAUGAACGACGCGCAUCUCAAAAUCUGGUCAAUGAUGAUGACGUCAUUCGUGUCGAAUAUGAUAAUCACAUAACAAAAUCACCGGACUUUCCAAAAUUCCCAAAUCUUGAAAAGUUGAUAUUGAAAGGUUGUAAGCAGUUGAUCAAGGUUCACUCAUACAUCGGGCAUCUUGGAAGACUUUCUUUGGUAAAUCUUGAAGACUGCGAAAUGCUAAGGGAUCUCCCACUGAGUUUCUAUAAAUCCAAGUCUAUUGAAACUCUUAUACUGAAUGAAUGUUGGAGUUUUAAAAACUUGGCCGAUGGCUUAGGGGACAUGGUAUCAUUGACAACUCUGAGAGCAGAUUACACAGCCAUCAGACAAAUUCCAUCUUCCAUAGUAAAAUUGAAGAAGUUGAGAAUUUUGUCUCUAUAUGGCUGCUGGCGGUUAAGUGAGGAUGCAAUCCGUAAGGAUCUAUGUAGCCUACUUUCCUUAGAAGAUCUGCUUCUUGGAGGCAAUGAAUUUCGUAGCCUUCCAAGUCUCGCUGGUCUUUCAAAGCUCAAGGUCUUGUGUGUAAAUGGAUGCGAACAUCUUCGUGCAAUCCCAGAUUUACCAACCAAUUUAUAUGUUCUGAAAGCAAAUGACUGCCACAAAUUGGAAAUAAUUCCAGAUUUUUCAAAGAUGUCGAAUCUGAGAGAAUUGUAUCUACGUGAUUCGGUCAAACUCACUGAAGUUCCAGGCUUGGAUAAGUCAUUAAACUCCGUGACAAGGAUUCAUAUGGAGAAGUGCACUAAUCUCACCGCCGAUUUUAGGAAGAACAUCACAGAGAUGGACUUCUUGCGGAUUUGGUGGAAUUUAUUUGAAUGGAAUUUAUGAUAUUCCUGAGUGGUUCACAUUCGUCAAUCAUGUUGACAAUAUCGUUUCCUUUGAAGUUCCUAUGGGUCGUGAUUUAAAAGGGUUGACUAUAUGCUUCGCAUACUCUACAAACAGGCCAAAACUUGAAGAUUCUGAAGGUCCUAUUUGCAUUAUCGUUAGAAAUCUUACCAAACAAACUACUUUGCACACCAAGAUAGCAAUUGCCUCCAUAAACAUUUGGAGUACAUCUAUAUACCAUUAUCUUUGGC